Scleropages formosus (Asian bonytongue) is the source of this 2713-nucleotide messenger RNA. Its product is annotated as TBC1 domain family member 13-like. Gene Ontology annotation, biological process: intracellular protein transport; activation of GTPase activity. The transcript has 13 exons. Lineage: Eukaryota; Metazoa; Chordata; Actinopteri; Osteoglossiformes; Osteoglossidae. The record is from RefSeq and is a predicted model, not a curated record. Bases 136 to 1530 code for a protein of 464 amino acids. Gene Ontology annotation, molecular function: GTPase activator activity.
UACAAUGUUCUCUUGCACAGUGAGUCAGUGGUCGGAGUCUCAUUUCUGCUUGGCGGAAAUCAUGUGAAUGUUGUCGCUUGAUGUAUUGAAUAUUCUUGCUGUUGUGCUUCUGUCGAAGCUAAAAGUUAGCUUCGAAUGUCGGAUCUUAACGCGCACAGUUCAAAUAAAAGCGGUGCAUCUGAACGCGAGACUGAGAGCACCCGGCUUCGCCCGGACCCUGCGGCGCGUCCAUCAUCUCCGUCCGCGGGGCAGGAACGGCCUGUUUCCCCAUCGGACUGUUUUUCCUGUGACACUGCGUUCCUGUCGCCUGGCCGCCGGGGAGCCGUCAUGUCGCGGUCGUACAAAAGCAGGAUUCAGGAAUUCGAUGUGGCCCUGAAUGAGGAAAAGAUCGACCUGAAGGUGCUCCGUGAGCUGUGCUUCAAUGGAAUCCCUUUUGAGGGCGGAAUACGUUCUUUGUGCUGGAAGAUUCUGUUAAACUACCUUCCCCUGGAACAGGCGCUAUGGGAGCCCUUCCUGAAGAAACAGAGGGAGCUUUAUGCUCAAUUCUUACGGGAGACGAUCAUCCAGCCAGGCAUCGCCAAGGCAAACCUAGGUGUCUCCAGAGAGGAUGUGACCCUGGAGGAUCAUCCUCUGAAUCCUAACCCAGAAAGCAAGUGGAACAGCUACUUCAAGGACAACGAGAUUCUGCUGCAGAUCGAUAAAGAUGUCAGACGCUUGUGCCCAGACAUGGCCUUUUUCCAGAGGGCCACAGAGUACCCCUGCCAGCUCAUCCUGGACCCCCAGAACAAAUACGAGACUCUGCGGCACCGUGUGGAACAGACCACCUUAAAGGCUCAGACAGUGAAUUGCAACCGCAGUGGAAUAACCAAUGUGAGCUCUGCAGGGGAGAUGCACACCCUGCAUCCUCCAGGUGAAUAUGAGCCGUUGCCACAAGGGAGCGAGGCUCACUGGGAGGUGGUGGAGCGCAUCCUCUUCGUCUACGCAAAGCUUAACCCGGGGAUUGCCUACGUGCAAGGAAUGAACGAAAUUGUCGGGCCCAUUUACUACACUUUGGCCACGGACCCCAACAGGCAGUGGAAGGAACACGCCGAGGCAGAUACCUUCUUCUGCUUCACCAACCUGAUGUCGGAGAACAUGGACAACUUCAUCAAGAGCCUCGACGACUCCCCGUGCGGCAUCACCACUCGCAUGGAGAGCGUCUACUCGGCCCUCAAGGACAAGGACAUGGAGCUCUACCUCAAGCUGCAAGAGCAGAACAUCCAGCCGCAGUAUUUCACCUUCCGCUGGCUGACUCUGCUCCUCUCCCAGGAGUUCUUGCUGCCAGAUGUUAUCCGCAUCUGGGACGCUCUCUUCUCUCAUCAGGACCGCUUCGAUUUCCUCAUCCUCAUCUGUUGUGCUAUGCUAAUUCUCAUUCGGGAUGAGUUGCUGGAAGGCGACUUCACGACUAACAUGAGACUGCUCCAGGACUAUCCCAUCUCAGAUGUCCAUGCUAUCCUGAGGAGGGCCAAAGAGCUGCAGGACGGAGCGUAGCCGGGACCCCCGGACCUGGUGGAACGACAGCGUGCGCAGUGACAGCGGAAGGUGCAGCUGGAAAGCCUCAGUGCGAUGGGGGACAGGUCUGUCCACUUGCUGUCGCCUUCCGUGAUCUCCGCCCAAUGGCCUUCACCCCAGUGCUGCCCCUCUUCCGUUAUGAUAGCACGUUGCUUCACUGUGUGCAUUUUUACAGCAAAAACUUUAAAAUGUGAAGAUAAAGCAAAGCACUACAUAUGACCUAUGAUUCCACAACUUAUGAUUACACAACGCAACAAAAUUUGUCAAAGUCCUUAGUUGUUAUGUCGAUUUUUGCAUUGAUUAUGAUUAAAGUUGAAUAAUUACAAAAAAAAUACCACUAGUUCUUCUAGAGUGUAAGGUUUAGUUUGGUACUUCGCAGCCAUUGGAAUAUUCUAAAAGGCAGCAGAACAUUCUAUAAAGCAUUAGAUCCUAAAAGGUACUGGAAUAUUCAGUGCUUGGAACCCGGGGCCAAAAUUCACCAAUUUCAAGAAUGUGGAAUAUUUUGUUAAAAACAGAAUAUAUAGUACAAACUAACGCCAAAAGUAUGUUUAGUCCAACAAAACUGAGUGGGAAACACAGAAAAAAUUUACACAAAAUUUUUGUUACAUUGUGUUAUCCAAGCAGAGUAGUAUGGAAAAACACACACACACACAUAUAUAUAUAAUUGAUUCCUGAACACCAAAGCUUGUUGACAUUCCCUUCUUACAUUUCUUACACCAGUUUAACUCUGUUUAUUCAGUUUACAGUGUAAAUACCCUGAAGCUGAGGCCUUUCAUACACUUAUCGGUUUUUUUGGAACGAUAACCAUGUAUAGUCUGCUCCUCUGAAACGUGACCUUCCCGUAGCACAUCUGAGUGUUUGAAAAACAGCUGAAAAUGGAAACUUUUAACUGGAACAGGGUUUGUGUGUUUACAGACAUAACCAUCAAGUCCAGUUUAUUUGCAGGCCUAAAAAAGCGCACAGGUUGGAGUUUGCAGCUGACUUUCAAGUUUUAUGGAAGGAGGCUGAAAAAUAAAUCAAACGGAUAAGGAAGCACAGAAUUGCUGCUGCUUACAUAUGAUAGUUCUGCAUAUUGACAACAAAUGUACCGCAGUCUAAUAGUUUUUACAAUACCUGCUUUUCCUCAUCUCAGUCAGUCCUUUUUUGUGUUUUUUUUUUUUUU